This is a messenger RNA of Caenorhabditis auriculariae, 8939 nucleotides long. Lineage: Eukaryota; Metazoa; Nematoda; Chromadorea; Rhabditida; Rhabditidae. The record is from the annotation of a GenBank genome assembly.
AUGGAUUUCGAGGAUAUCAGGUCCUUUUUUUUGCUUCAAGUUGUUAAUUUUUUGUAUUACUUUUUAAAAUGGUGUGGCCGAUUCAAAUCUAACUUGUUCCAUUGAAAAAUUCUUGAAAAUCGGAAAAAAAAAAUAAAUGAGGUUAGUAGAGCCCUAUUGCAAGCUUUUUGGUCCAUUUCAAAAAUAAUGAUUUUUUUCCCCUUUUCUUUUCGUAAUCAUUUGAAGUCACUUCACCAUCGACCUUCUCAAAAAUUACGCACAAUUGUGGUACGACGCAUUUUGGCAUAUUGCCAUGCGCCUUUAAACCUGGAAAAGUUUCUACGGUCAUUUUCUUUUUACAAACCAUUUUUAGCUGUUUUUAUGGAUUCUAUAGAGAAAUUAGCUGAGAAAAACGUCGUAAAAUACUGAGAACUUAGUCAAUUUUUUUACUUUGAAACGCGGGAAAGUUUUUUUUUCCUUUCAAAAAGUUUUUUUUAUUUUUUGAACCACAUUUUUGUCAAUUUUUUCUUUUCUUGCAAUAAAAAAAUUUAAGGCUCAAUACCAUCGAAGAUCUGACAAGAACGGAGCUCACCGAUGUAUUCAACGAAGAGUUCUAUGCCCUCACUUGGGAUCGGAAGGUUUUUUUGAAUAUUUAUUCAUUUUUUUCCUCAUAAAAUUUGAUUGUUAGAGUCGUUCUAUCAGUUCUCUUCAUUCGGACCCUGGAGAGCUCACUUCGACGGGCAAUCGUCAUGCUAAACUCGAGUUCCGGACCAAGUCUUUGAGGUUUGAUAAUUUAAAUUAUAUUUUUUUAGAUCUUCCUUGUCGUCAGAUUUUAUUUUCUUAUAAAAAAACGGGAAACCGAUUCGAGAUUCGAGUGGCGGAAUGGCUAAUAAACACUCGAAAUGAAAUGAAAGUUAAAUGAUUUCUGGAGGGGAAAUUUUGAUCGAUUUUUGAAAUAAUCAACUUUAAAAUAAUAAUUAAUUUUAUCAAUAUUGUAAUGAACUAGAAGUUUGAAUCUGAAAAGUUUUUUUUUGCUAAAUAGUUAUCAUCAUAAGUUCACUUUUUCUUGUUUCUAUUAAGCGUUUGAAAAGUUCACAGACGGGGAAUUUUUCUUGGAUUUUUCUGGGAAGUAAAAAAAAAAAUUUUUAGCGAUGAUCCAGUUCCAAUCGAUCAGCGAGAAGAUGCGAUGAGACGACUAUUGCAAGCCAUUUACAAGUCUCCUCCGAGUUCUUUAAGGUUCUUGAUUUCACUAUCUGUAUGAAUUAGGUAAAAGGAACUUCCAGAGAUCUGUCGGACACCCUCACCGACACCUCUUUGCCUUCAGACGCAAGCGAGCCCAAACCACGCAUUUUCACUCGGGAAAUGCUACGGAGAAUGGGUUUGGAAUUGUUUAUAGCCCAUCCUGAGGUAGCUUGUCACGAUUUUUGUAUUCUUCCGAGCAGGACCCUUUUUUUCGAUGGGCCCGUCUCUGUGCAUGCGCCUUUAAUCAAACCGGUAUUUCGAGACUGAUUUAAAGGAGCAUGCUCUGAGACAGGCAGUGCGUUCCGAAGAGAAAUUUUCUGUAGCUUGGAAAAGAAAAAAAAAGUGAAAACCUAGCGCGGUUUGUCCUUGAUAGCAUUCAAAGAAAAAAAAAUUUUCGACAAUUAAUUAUAUUCAAAUAUUUAUCAAACUGACAAGAUUUCGAACAUUUCAGAAACUAUUGUCCUAAAAUUCCAAAUUCUAAAAUUAAAAAAAAAACAAUUGCGAGUAUGCGAUAGUGCGUCUCGGUGUUUACACCCUAAGCAUCAUAAUUGACGAGUAGUCUUAAUCUUGCGUAAUAAAAAAAAAACGCCGUGAUUUUAGACAUAGUUUUUAGUUAUCGAUUUCGUAUAAUCUUCUCUUACCCUUUUUUUAUUCUUCAAUUUGACUCUUUGUGUGAUAAAUGACACUUUUUGAUUAAUUUAUCGAUGAAUGAAAUUCUAAAAACUGCUCUUGAAGCGAAGUUUUUCAUGGUUUUGUGGUCACUGACUUUAUAUUUAUAGCCUACUUGGAAUAUAUCCUGUAAAAUGAUACUUUUUUUUAGACGUGACACUGCUAAGAGAAGAAGCAGAAUCUCUCCGAGUGGAGAUCGAAUGGACCAAUCGGCGACUUUUGCGAGUCUUAAGGCAGAGGUCCUACUUAAGGGCCAAAAACGAUGCAAAGUGUGCUUUUGUGACGGCUGUCCUGCAGGCCUGCUCGCCCAAAAGAAGUUGGUUUUUUUUCUUCAAAAUGGAAGUUUCAUAGUUACUAAAUAAGCCCUAUAACUUACAAAAAACUUAAUUUCGCUCGAAGAAAUUAGGAAAAAAAUCGAGUUUAGGUUUGAAACUUGGACUCACCGAAAGAUAAUUCUGAAGAAAUAAAAAGAUUAAAUUCAGUACUGAAUCAUCUGAAAAUCUGACUAAAAAAUGUUCAUUUUAAAAAAUUACCUCAUCAAUUCCGGCUUUUUGUUCCGUAGAAAAUAUCUCGAAUGAAUCUUUUUUUGAUUUGAAGGCAAUUUUUUACGAAUUAUCGAGUUUUUUUCGAAAUUUUGUUUUUUUAUUCACAGAAAGUGAAUCAGAAAAAUCAGAAGAAGUAUUUUUAAGUUUUUCAAAAUUGAAGAUUUUUCUGAAGAUUUAGAAGAUUAAGAAAGUUAGAAAAGUUUUUGAUCAUGAACUUGUGCAAGGUGAGAAGUUGAAGGAUCCCAAAUCUCUAAUAUUUUUAAAAAAAUUAGGCGGUUUUUGAGCUUUUUUUCGAAUUUAUCGCGCGAAAUUAGAACUCAAUGAUUUAGAAACUAAAUUUGAGUAGUAUAAAAUAUCAUGGAAAGCAUUUUUUGCAAAAACGUGCAGUAAAAUGAAAAGGAAGUUACCUGGGCCCGAAAAAAGGUAGACAAACCCCAGGGCAAAACUCCGAAAUCGAUAAGAAACGGCUUCACGGCUCAAGUAGGCCACGUGAAUUUAUUUGCGCAUUCCUUUUUUUUUGUUCUUUUUUUUGAGUUGUUAUUCUAGCCGAGCAUACGGCUCCUUUUACAUCGGCCUCCCCAACUUUUUUUUUGCUGGAUUCAUAUACGUUUCAAGCUUGUUUUAUAGUUUUCGAAAGUUCCAACCUUUUUGGUUCAUCUUUUUUUAAUUUCUACUUCAAAAAAAAAAAGAUUUAGGUUCAUUAUUCUAUCGAUUAUGUGAAAUGGAGUUUCGAUUAUUUUUUUUCUUUUGCCAAUUUUCCGAGGGAUUUGCAUUUGAACUUGGAGGGUUUCCGUUGUGGCUCAGAGAUUCCAGAAUGGUCUCUAUAGGAGUCAGGAAAAAAGUCCUUUCAGGGGCCGGAAAAGUGGCCCCUAUAGAGGUAAAAUCUUUUUUUUUUUCCCUAUGGGGGUUUAGGGUUUGACCACUUAGCCCCUAGAGCUUAAGUGGUCCCUAUAGGGACUUUCAUUUUCGUUUGUUUAUUUGUUUUUUCGCAUGGUAAUGCUUCUUCGCUUAGAUUUCAUAACCUUUCCCCUAGGGACCGCUUAUGCAAGCUUAUGUGAUCCCUAUAGGGGUUGGUAAAAUGGUCCCUAGAUAAGCCUCUUCAAGGAUCCCUAAUGUUGCCCUAUAGAGACCUCUUUGGAGAUCCUAAGGGCUUUAGCGUUGAUUUUCAGCUAGUUUUCUUAUUGGGACAAAUUUUGACCAGCGAUCAUGCGCCUUUAAGAUAAUAUAGUCACAGCUCGAAGCCAAUAGAUUUGACCUCCAGAAUCCGAAAUUCAAGCUUAAAAAUGAUUAAAUUAAAUUUAGGCGUCGAUGCGAAAAUGAAAUUCGGGAUGGAGCCUCUGGGAGUCGAAAACGGCAUCGAAGAAUGGAAAGCGGCGAUGAGAGCGGUGGCCCGGCUGCCCUCUGGAGUCCCGCAGUACUUCCGCACCAAGGUUGGCAUCACGCCAAUCUUCCUGGUUACUGUAGAAAUGAUUUAGCUAUGGACAACUUUGGCUGAGCAGCACAUGAACGUCGCUGGACUCGAUUGGAACGAAAUUCGGACCUCGGCUCUGAGUGACCAACUUCUACCGGAUGACUGUCAUAUCCACUCGCAGAUCAUCAAAGUAUGAUCUUGUUUCGUUUCUCUGCGCUCUCUUCUCUCUCAUUAUUUGAGUGAAUGAAAAAGAAAGAGUGAUGGAGAGAGUGCAGGCUGGCUAGAAUUUUCGAAAGGAAGUACCAUUUUUGAGGAUCUCCAUCGGACCGGCUGGCCAGGAUUCCAGGACGAUGUGAAGUUGAAGCAGAUCCUUCUGGCUUUCGCGAGGUGAUAAUUUAAAAAAAAAAAAAGAGAAAAUCGGUCUGUGUUCUUUUUUGAAGACUCUAAAUUUACUCGAUACUUUUUGAUUAGGACAAUACAAAUGAAAUCAAAAAAAAAAAUUCUGUGCUUCAAUAACGUUUCGACAAUUUUCACCAAACUACAGUGAAAAAAAAAACCACAAAACCGACUUUUUUUUUCCCCUGAAACUUGAAUUUCGCCCUACAAGUCAUGUGAAAUUAUUAUCAUGGAAGUAUUUUUUUCCGAAUAAAGUUACCAGGGAAUCCUUCGAAACCCGAAUGAGGAAAAGACCAAGAAUUUUAUCGAAAUACUAUUACCAUAUCCGAAAAGUUCGCUAUUCUGAGAAAAAUUAAGCUAAAAAAUCGGGUGAAUGUCAGUAGCUUUAUUCUAACACUGUUCGUUUCUUGAGAAGCUCCUGAUUUCGUACAAAUUUUAGAAAAAAUCUUGAAGUGAAGAGACGUUUUCCGUAAUACUUUCGACGAGAAUUGAGCGCCUUCAAAACUGUAGGAAGGAUUUUUGAACAGAAUUUGAAUGAAAAACUUGACUUUUUCCUGUCCAGGUACAAUAAAGACGUCGGCUAUUGUCAAGGCUUCAAUAUCAUCGCCGCUCUUAUCCUGCAAGUUGUGGAUUUCAACGUCGAAAAUGGGCUCAAGGUAGAAAAAUCGCGUUGGAAACAAAAAUGGACUCAGAGAAGAGUUAAGCGUCGCGGCUUGCUAAGCGGUCAAAUGCGAAGCGACGGAUCAGUUGCAUAAAAAAAUUGUAUCGUCAAAAAUUAUGUGGCGGAAAAAGUGGCGAUCAGACAAUUUUGAAAGCCUCCCAUCACGUCCGUUGAAAUCUGCCCAAAAUUAGAGCCCAUACCUCCCUGAAUUGAGAGCUCAUUUUAUCUGUUGUCAACAACUUCUUGAGGUUAACAUUGAACUUUUUGAGUUAAAUUUAAAUUUUUCGAUUUAUUGAAACUCAACCAUUUCUCCCGGACUUGAUGCGCUUUGAACUUGCUCAAGUAUGCCUGGAAGCUCAAGAAAGCCGUUUUUAUAGGUGAUGAUCUUCCUGGUGGAUCAGGUCUUGCCUCGUGGCUACUUUGACCAGUCCCUUCGAGCCCUUUCCGUCGACAUGGCCGUCCUCCGAGAACUGAUGCAACAACGGCUCCCCAACACUGUUCAGCAUCUGGAGAAGAUCCAGUCUUCUUCUGGUUGGUUUCUAGGGAAAAAGAGUUACGCAGAAGAGUUUUGAAUGAGGUCAGGUACGACAGGGGCUGAUCUUUUCUUCGUAGUCGUGACUAGUAAAUAACUACUUUUUCUAGCGGAUUGUAAUAUUUUUCACGCUAUUCUGUCUUUGGAACUUAUUCAGAAGGUCUGUAGAAGAAAAAAAAGUUAUGCACAUAGGUUUCCAAAAAAAAAGUUGUUUGCCACAACUUCAGAAAAUUUCCAUAAUUUUUUCGUGAAAAAUAAACGAUUUUAGAAAGAAAAUGGCUAUUGAAAUUGUUUGGAAAGGUUUUACUCAUAAAAUGUUAAUAUUCUCAUCAGAAUUCUUAAUAAAAAUUAUGGCAAAAAAAUUUGCGGCCAAAGGUUGCGAACCUUCAUCAUAGGCCCCGCAGGUUAGCACGCUAGCCACUGCACCACGCUCUUAGCUGCCAUGAAGGGGUUGGUGGCGCGGCCAGAUUCCUUCCAAACGGCGUCACAUGGUUAAGGAUAAAAACUUUGAAAAAUCAUAUGUCCAAAAUUAGAAGUUUGCGCAGAUAGCGAUUAUGGCGAUCGGUUCCCAGUUCAUCAAAGAUUGUUUGAGCAAAUUUAUAAAAAAAAUUCUGAACCCUACGCUAAAAUGACCUCCCAUGUGAGUGGAAUUUCGAAAUUUACCUUUCUUUUAUGUAAAAAAAAAAUAAUAAAGAGGCUCAAAGUGAAAUACACUCGACUUUUAGGCGACUACGAACCUCCGCUGACCAACGUCUUCACGAUGCAUUGGUUCCUCACUUUGUUCGCGACUUGUGUCCCGCGGGAGUGUGUCUUCAGGAUCUGGGACGCCGUGAUGCUCGACGGCUCCGAGGUUCUUCUCAGGACGGCGGUGGCGCUUUGGGCGAGGCUCAGUAGGUCAGUAGACCUUUGACUGUUUUCAUAAAGUACAUCUUCUUUGUAGAAGGAUCACCAAAACAAAGAGCGCCGACGAGUUUUAUAGUCUGAUGGAGCGGAUGUCGAAGCAGCUCACCGAGAUGAACAACGACGAGCAGGACAACUUGAUCACGGUAGCUUUUGGAAAUGAAUCGAAAUUUCAAGUUGUUCAGGUGAUAUACUCAAUGUCCCCCUUCCCGUAUCCUGGCCUCGCGGAGACCCGCGAAAAGUACACGUGGAACAUCCAGCCGCACUCUACAACCUUCCAGCUUUUCCAGAAAAGCGUCACCAACAUUCUGCACGACGAUGGCGAGGAUUCUGGUGGGUCUUCUUCUUUCUUGAAAAAAAAAGCGAUUCCAAGUUGAGAAUUAGAGGUCAGGCAUCAACUGAAAUUACUUACAAUCUGUUCUUCUUUGUGCGCAUGGAAAAAGUGAUAUAAAGUUCAGGCUCUCGCCAAGCCAAGAAAAGCGACCUUCAAGUGCUCCAGAAGCAGUACCGACUUUUGAGAAAGCGUCAGCAACAAGCCGCCGUCAUUUUGAGAAGUAUUCACUUUUUUUACGAAAUGAUAAUUCCGGAAAUCUACUUAUGCGUCACUGUAACUAAACUGGAUAUAAAAGAUUUCAUUUCUAAGAAAAAAAUAUAAGAAUAUAAUCAAAAAUUACCAUCACAAAAGAGUUUUUGAAGUUUUAAUUUUUGAUCGCAGAUUACUGUAUCUGUAAGUCCGCAAUCUGCCGUUGUGUGUUAGCACUAUUUUUCGCAUUCCCAUUUUUUUAAAUUUCGUUUUUUUAGAUUUUUUUAUUUCGUUUUGACAAAUUUAAAAAGUACAAACGUUUCUCAAAUAUUGAUAUUAUGCUUUUUAAAAAAAUGGCGGACGUUAAACAAUCUACAACUUUAUCGUUUAUAUUUUCUUCGUUGUCAUUAAUUUUUUGUUUUUUAAACAUUUUUUUAGUUAGCGUUUUCACAUGGAAAAUUUUAAAGCUAUUGUUUCCUUUUUAAAUUUUUUUCUACUCGUUGUUAAAAAGUUUUUUUGUUCUAAAUUCAAGCCAAAACCACAAAUUUGAGUGAAACAAUCUCAUUUUUGCUUGAUCUCUAUCGAAUUUCAAACUUUCUGCUAUACAGUUCAAAUUUUUUAAAUGAUGGAUUUUUUUGUAAGUUUCACGAAUAUUUUGGUUGAAGGCGCCUACACACAUGGCCAGACGUCGGCGAGCCGAGCUGCUCAACGUGUACUUCCGGAAAAACUCCUGACUUCUCAGCCCGCUUUCAACCAUCUCCAAAUCGGUCGUGCCAUUGCCGAUCAUGGGUUUCUUUCAAGUUUUUCGAAAUGAUCAAUGAAGAUUUCAUUUUGAAGAUUGGAGGCGCCGACGUGCUUCACCGGAGGGGCGCUGGCUCUGUCGCCGGUAGCUGUUCAGCCGAGCGAUUCUUCGCUUCUGGCGUCCUUGCCGAGCAGUUCUGAUGCUUUUGGGAGGUUGGAACUACUCUAAACUCUUCAUGUAGCUAAUUCACGGCUGUCCUAAAUAAUCGAAAAAGGGUCCUGGCACGAAAAAAGGGAUAUCACCUUGUUGGUAGAGAGCGCAGACAGGCCAUGCCCCUUAGCUCGAGUUAGCCGUGAUUCGGCUAGUGUAUUCACUGCUAAGUAGAAGAAGAGUAAAAUUUCGAAAAAGGUGCGAAUAAGGUGAUGGAACACCGAUACACGGGGCCUUACGAGUUUUUUCUCAAAGUAAUAAAAAUAUUAUUUUUCAAGAAAACGCGUAUUUAAUAUUUACAUUACUUGUGUCAGGAGGGAUGUAUUUGAGGGUAGACUGACCAGUGAAUUUUCUCAAGGCUUGAGGGGGUCGCUGAGCGGGAAAAGGUAGAUUGACAGGUACCUGAAAAUUUAAAAAAAAAGUUUAAAAAAGGCAGAUUUAGUAAAGUGUAAAAUUUUUACUUUUAUGACGAAAAGUGUCCUUUUUUCACGGAUAGAAAACACAGAAUCGACCAGGAACGACGUAGAGAGCCAUUGAAUGAGGAGGACGAUCAAACGGUUGGACAUAGACGACGUCCGUCCUUUGAGGUUUUUUUUGUUAUUUUUCUCAAAUAGUCUAGCUUCUAAUUUGUGAAAAUAUGUCAUUAUAUAGUUGAGAACCAGUAGAUUUUUAGUAAUAAAUUUUUAUUUUCAGCCGAUUUAUGUAUAACCUUUCUGCCUCAAGGUCCAAGAAGCCGCUGUAAUAAUUUGUUCUCGAGAAAAAUUUUGAAGAGCCAUUUUAGAGUGAAGUGUCAACCAUAGGAUUUCUUUGCGGUCGCAAAGUGGCUUUUGGCGCGAAAAAAUAAAUUCAAGCAGGAGCCAUUGUGAUCAUGAUUUUUCCUAGCAUUUUGAUGAAUAGUAGUAUAAGAGUUGGCUUUUCCACGUUCGCUUCUGAAUUUUCGUUUCCAUACAAAAACCACAAAUUAGAAAAAAAAAAUUGGAUUUAUAAAUAAGCUUUUCAGCCGAAUCCACUGGACAAAGCCACCUACGAACGGCUGGUGCUCAUGAAAAAGUCGCGAGCUCUGUUGGAAACGAUAAGACCCCGAAAUCAAAGCCACAGUCCCGUUUUACCGACUUCUCCUCGAAAAUAG